Chlorocebus sabaeus (green monkey) is the source of this 2581-nucleotide messenger RNA. RefSeq lists its product as uncharacterized. Lineage: Eukaryota; Metazoa; Chordata; Mammalia; Primates; Cercopithecidae. The record is from RefSeq and is a predicted model, not a curated record. Gene Ontology annotation, biological process: regulation of DNA-templated transcription.
GUGCCACUGCACUUCAGUGUUGGCAAUAGAGUGAGACGCUGUUUAACAACAACAACAAAAAAAUUUAAUUAAAAUGAUGUGCAGCAGCAAAAGAGGCAAAAACUGGCCUCCUCCCAAAUGGAGAUGGAGGAGGGAAGUAAAACUGAGCCUCCUCCAAUUUACUUUUGUAUAAACAAGAAGUAAUUUGAACUGCCAUCAGCGAUCCACAAUGUGAGUUGGUAAAUAGCUCAAAACAGUGACAAAGUAGAAUCAAAUGACCUGGAAGCCCGUAAUCUAAAUAAUGCACUGAAGCACAAUUUCUCCAUUCAUUGCUUAUUUUGUGCCAGGCACAUUUAUGAGCACUUAAUCCUCACACCACCAUUAGGUAAGAAAUAUUGUUCCAUUGCCACAAGAGCAACUGAAGCUCAUAAAGAUUAAACAAUAAAAAGUCACACAGCAGACACACUCUACAGCUCAAGUGUCAACAAAACACCCACAGAGCUGCACAUAGGGUCACACAUCAAAUCACACAACCUCACGGAGAAUGGGCCUAACCUCACAGAGAAUGGGUCCAAUCAGAUACACCAAAGCAGACGCCCGGCGGUCCCACUCACCUCUAAUAACACUUUCCCAAACUUAAGACGUACAUGUCCGCGCCAAUGUUAUUAUCAGAGGCCCCUUCCCCACCUCUUAAAGCCUCCCACGAUUCAUCCCUCAGAAGGCAACCGCUUGGUUCUCUGUGCGCAGGCGCAGCGUUCUCUCAACACCUCCAACGGGCACAAAGCCACGCCCCCAAGGCCGAGCUCACGCAAGCGUACUCAAUCACCAGCGGAACUGCCUCCACCGCGCUCGGCGUCGAGGGCCUACGGGGCGUCAGUACGCAUGCGUACUUUGUGCCCCAGGUAGCUUAUCUCUUCGCCGAGGACGCCUCUUUAUUCUGGUCUCUGGGAGCGGGGGCGUGGGGCUGCACAUGCGCACUGCGAGUCCUCGCCUACUCCCAGAAACCACUCGGCACACGCGGUGCGGGAGCUGCUUCAGGUUGGCCGGCUCCAAGGACACCUCUGCAUUUCCAGGACCCGGUCACUGUUCAGGACACUGUUCCAGCGCAGUGGUCAUUAGCCAUGUCUCAGGGAUCAGUGACAUUCCAAGAUGUGGCCAUUAACUUCUCCAAGGAAGAGUGGGGAUUCCUGAACCCUGCUCAGAGAGAUUUGUACACAACUGUGAUGUUGGAGAAUUAUCAGAACCUGGUCUGGCUGGGACUUUCUGUUUCUAAAUCUGUGAUUUCACUGUUGGAGAAAAGGAAACUGCCUUGGAUAAUGGGAAAAGAAGAGAUAAGAGUCCCAUUGCCAGAUGCACCAGGUGCAGAGAUUAAGGAGUUAUCUGCAAAGAGGGCUAUUAAUGAAGUAUUAUCUCAGUUUGACACAGUGAUAAAAUGUACAAGAAACGUAUGUAAGGAAUGUGGAAAUGUAUACUGCCACAAUACGCAGCUUACUCCCCAUAAGAGAAAUCACACGCGAAAGAAACGCAAUCAGUGUUUAGAUUGUGGGAAACACUUCACUCGUCGGUCAACUCUCAUUCAACAUCAAAGAAUCCACACGGGAGAGAGACCCUAUAAAUGUAACGAAUGUAGUAAAACCUUCAACCAGAGGGCACACCUUACCCAGCAUGAGAGAAUUCACACGGGUGAGAAACCUUACAAAUGUAAGGAAUGUAGGAAAACCUUCAGCCAGAUGACUCAUCUCACACAGCAUCAGAGUACACAUACGAGAGAAAAGUUCCAUGAAUGCAGUGAAUGUGGAAAGGCCUUCAGCCGUUCCUCAGCCCUUAUGGAUCACCAGCGAAUUCAUAGUGGAGAAAAGCCAUAUGAAUGUAAGGAGUGCGGCAGAGCCUUCACUCAAAGUGCCCAGCUCAUUAGACAUCAGAAAACUCAUUCUGGAGAAAAACCCUAUGAGUGUAGUAAGUGUAAGAAAUCUUUUGUGCGCCUGUCUUCCCUGAUUGAACAUUGGAGAAUUCACACUGGAGAAAAACCGUAUCAAUGUAAGGACUGCAAAAAGACCUUUUGUCGCGUCAUGCAGCUCACUCUGCACAGGAGAGUUCAUACUGGUGAGAAACCCUAUGAAUGCGAGCAAUGUGGAAAGGCCUUCAGCGCCCAUUCUUCCCUUGUUACUCAUAAGAGAACACACAGUGGAGAGAAACCGUAUAAAUGCAAGGAAUGUGGAAAAGCCUUCAGUGCGCACUCUUCCCUUGUUACUCAUAAGAGAACACACAGUGGAGAGAAACCUUAUAAAUGCCAUGCCUGUGGGAAGGCCUUUAAUACUUCCUCCACACUUUGUCAACAUAAUAGAAUUCAUACUGGUGAAAAACCGUUUCAGUGCAGUCAGUGCGGGAAGUCCUUUAGAUGCAGCUCUCACCUUACUCGACACUAUAGAAUGUGUAAUGGAAAAUGUUAGCAAAUAACCAAAACUCAAAAUGUUAAUUCUGAUUAUUCCAUAUCAUCACCAGUACUUUGUACUCUGAGUCUUUUAAAAUAUGCUAUCUUAGUUUGUAUGGAAUGAUACGUCAUUGUACUUUUGAUUUAACUUAAAAAUGCCUUCCCUUGACU